AUGAUGUCCUUUCUUAGGACACCUUUGGAUUAAUCAUGAAAAUAACUAUGCUCUGAGCAGCUGUUGGUAGUUUAAACCUCCUUGGUCUCUUGCUGAUUGUGUUAGUGACUAGCUGUUGUGUUCACAGGUGACUCGUCAAGAUGGUUCGCUACUCUCUUGACCCGGAAAAUCCCACAAAAUCUUGUAAAUCACGAGGUUCAAAUCUUCGCGUUCACUUUAAGAACACCCGGGAAACUGCCCAGGCCAUCAAGGGCAUGCACAUCCGCAAAGCUACCAAGUACCUGAAGGAUGUCACUUUAAAAAAACAAUGUGUGCCAUUCCUUCGGUAUAAUGGUGGAGUUGGUAGGUGCGCCCAGGCCAAACAAUGGGGCUGGACACAGGGACGGUGGCCAAAGAAGAGUGCAGAGUUUUUGCUGCACAUGCUUAAAAAUGCAGAGAGUAAUGCAGAACUUAAGGUACCUAAACCAUUGCUGUCCUGUUAUAUCUUGAGGUCAGUCUGGUCUACAUAGUAAGAAACUGCCUUU
Molecule: messenger RNA, 524 nt
Organism: Grammomys surdaster
Lineage: Eukaryota; Metazoa; Chordata; Mammalia; Rodentia; Muridae
Product: 60S ribosomal protein L17-like
Exons: 4
Coding region: 141-509 (122 amino acids)
Biological process (GO): cytoplasmic translation
Cellular component (GO): cytosolic large ribosomal subunit; ribosome
Molecular function (GO): structural constituent of ribosome
Source: RefSeq, a predicted model, not a curated record